Messenger RNA from Talaromyces proteolyticus, 1270 nucleotides. RefSeq lists its product as uncharacterized. Lineage: Eukaryota; Fungi; Ascomycota; Eurotiomycetes; Eurotiales; Trichocomaceae. The transcript has 3 exons. The record is from RefSeq and is a predicted model, not a curated record. The coding region runs from base 415 to 936 and encodes 173 amino acids.
AAGGCCGAAUUCUUUCCAAUUUGGUACAAUAUCACCCAGGAAGCGAUAUAUGCCCGCGGAAUAUCGUCGUUAUUAUUAUUUCCAGCCUGCGUUCACCUUCGACUUUGAGCUGGCCUUACUGCAAUUCUACGUAAAGCACACUAAACUAAUAUGAAAGAUUUUAUUUGUAGGAGAGAGAGCACUUGUCAGACCUGAAAUUCUCGGUAGAAUAACAAACAGAAGUCCUCGAAGCACACCAGUUUGGCCAAAGAAUUCGACCGUCACCACCCCUUUGUUGGUGCGCAAACACGAAAGGGGACUCGAAUCCUCCCACUAUGCUGUGUGGUAUCUAUUUAGUCGGUCGGUUUCCUCGCAUCUUAUAGAUACACAUGCAUCCUCCCUGAAUAUAUCGAAAGAUACGCGAUUAUAUAGAUCAUGGAGAGUGCUUUCGAUCACGAGAUCUGUAAAGAUCUACAUUCUUGCUUUGAAGACAUUCGCUAUAUCCAACGGCAUAUGCAUAAAAACAGAGGAACGCCAAACGAAUUCAAACUGGCCAGUGAGCUCCACGAAACCAAAGUCAAACUCCAUCGCGUUCUGGAGGAGAUAUACGCCAUGAAUGCAUUUACGAGGAAACCAGGCGAAUAUUUGCCAGGAAAAUUGGUCAAUAUGGAGAUCCAGCGGAAAAUCUGGCAGAAAAUGGAUGAUAUGAAGCCUCCACUCGAUAUUCUGCGAGAUCCGAAUGCUACCCGCGAAGAGAAGGACGCUAGCCUCGUCAAAGCUAAGAAAGUUUGUGACGAGAUGUGUGAAAUUUGGUUUCAACCACUGCAAGAGCCCGCAAUUUUUGAACCUGACCCAAAUUCACUGAUAACGCACUGUGGAUUUCAAGCCUGCCGGCCUGCAUCACAAAUACCAACGCUUAGAGUCCUCAGAAGAGCGGAAACGAGUUGGGAUUGUUAGGAGCGAUUGAUAUGGAUAAUUUGUGACCAUCAUGACAGUCAUAUUAGUCCACAGAUCUUGUGGAUAGCGACCUGGCUAGAUGCAAACUGGACAUUGAAGAUUUUUUAAUAUGCUAUGGAACAUUACACGCGGACGCCACGAACUUGACAUUCCUUAAAUUUUGGCACACCUCAAUGAGAAUCAAUUUUGUUAUUUUACAAGGCGUUCCCUCUUAGAAUAGAGAAAGAAACAGCAUCUUGAUGCUUCAAACUACCUAAUGUCGGUAUGUAAUCCUAGCCAGCCAGUUUCACAGAUAGCGUUUCACAAAUGACCAAUUGUCUCAAUUUCUUUUCGC